Messenger RNA from Gregarina niphandrodes, 945 nucleotides. Its product is annotated as putative transmembrane protein. The transcript has a single exon. Lineage: Eukaryota; Apicomplexa; Conoidasida; Eugregarinorida; Gregarinidae. The coding region runs from base 1 to 945 and encodes 314 amino acids. The record is from RefSeq and is a predicted model, not a curated record.
AUGCCCAAGCCGUCGGCUUUGUUAUUUGGAGGUUUGGUAGUGACGUGCGUAACGUUAUUGCUGGCCAGCAAGCCGACGGGUUCGCCUAUGAUGGACGUGGACAUGUUGGUUCCCAAAACCUUUAAGCCAUUUGCGAACAACGGAACGCGGGUGGGAGUGUCUACGGAGUGGACUUUGACGACCGUGACGAUUACGAACCACGUGGCGGAGACGUUCCAGAAGGCGAUUCCGUUGGCGCAAUUGAGCGAAUGGGAGACGCUGCUGAAUAUAAACGGCAAUGUACAGGUGAUGCAGGCGGUUAGCGCCAUUGAGCGCAUGAGUAUGACGCUUUCCAACACGCUCCGGCUGUCCGUCGCCGCCUUCGCGGCUGCAGGUGCGCUGGCGGUGGUGUCCCUGAUUUUACCGCACACGCGUGCGCAACACCAAUUCAGGCGCCCUUUCCCUUGGCUGGGCGAGCAGACGGCUUCCAGCAACCGCGCCAAACUCUUUCGGGUGGGCGUACUAUGCGAACGACUGAGCGCUCUCGUUGCGCUCAUCUUCUGCGCCCUGAUCGUUCUCAUCGGCGGCUUCUACUGCAACGAAAUCUUCGCCAGCGUCAGAGUACUCAUCCCUGGUCUCAUUAAGAGACUCUCCAUCGUCUGCUGGACACAUAACACUGAUGAGUGCGCCAUACUCUUCACGCCAAGGUGGGGCCUCUACUCCGUCGCAGCCGCGAUAGCCGCGCUCCUCCUACUCUGUCUCGGUGUUCUCCUCUGGCCGGGCUACAACACCAACCCCCCCAAACACACCGCCAUCCCCCUCUAUGUACCUUACGACGCCUACCACCUUCUCACUGACUACCACGACCGCCACGCGGUCGGGAGUCCUGCACAGGAGGGCCGCCUCGACAUGCAUGACAACGGCGACCUUCAUCAGGACGGCGGUCUUCACGACAGUGACAGCUGA